CACUGUGUGGCUAUUGCCGCACCAGAUUUUCCUCCAUUUUUUUUUCUUCAUGUUAUACCUUAUAGUUGAUAUUUUAGAAUUUCCAAAUUUUUGAGUGUAUCUCUACAAAAGAGUAAACAAGGAGAAGAAGAGCAAUGUUGCUGCUGAUUUUGUGCAAACAUCCUAAUCCCACUGUUUGUGGAUUUUCUGAAAGUGGAAAGAAGAUGAGCAGUGUUGUUGCCGUAAGAGGCAGGGAGCAGCUGAAUGAAAUUGGAGUUUGAGAUUGAUGACUCUGUUAACGGCGAUACAGUAAGGGAUGGUGCCAUGGUUGAAGCUGGUAGCAUACCUGAUGAAUACAUAGAAGAAGAAAGUUCUGCUGAACCAACUUACAAACAAGACCAAGAUGAUAACGUGGCUCAAGAUUCAUCUGGAGGAGGGUUAAUAAUACCUGCUGCAGUUCCCACACUACCGGGCGCAUCUGCUGAGGAGCCCUAUGUGGGUCAGGAGUUCGAGUCGGAAGCAGCAGCGCAUGCAUUUUACAAUGCAUACGCAGCCGAGGUUGGAUUCAUCAUACGCGUAAGCAAGCUCUCACGAUCAAGGAAAGACGGAACUGCUAUUGGACGGGCUCUUGUUUGCAACAAAGAGGGUUACAGAAUGCCUGACAAGCGUGAAAAGAUUGUGAGGCAAAGGGCAGAAACAAGGGUUGGUUGCAGGGCAAUGAUUAUGAUGAGGAAAAUUAAUUCUGGUAAAUGGGUUAUUACGAAGUUUGUAAAGGAGCACACGCAUCCCUUGAAUCCUGGAAGUAGUAGAAGGGAUAUGUUUGAAAUUUAUCCGUCUCAGAACGAACAUGAUAAAAUCCGCGAACUAUCUCAGCAGUUGGCAAUAGAGAAAAAGCGAUCUGUGACAUAUAAAAGACAACUUGAAGUGAUAUUUGAUUAUAUCGAGGAGCAUAAUGUGGGUCUCUCAAGGAAAAUGCAGCGUAUAGUAGACAGUGUGAAGGAGAUGGAACCUAAAGAAGAAGAAGAACAUAAUCAUUGAUAGUAUAUAUCAAGCAACUAGGUGCAUGUUUUGGCACACCAUUUGGAGCCAGCAAAACUGAGUUUGGAUGCAGUCUAGAUAUUAUUUGAUUUAUACAAUAUGCUUGACAUCUCCAAAAGUUCACUAGCUGUAACUGUCUUUGGCUCCAAACUAUGGUCGAAGAAGUUGAAAAUUCUCUCUUCUCUGUUUGCCAAAACUCCGUUUGGAAUUUCACCUGAUUUUCCAAGUAUUUGUCGGGACUCGGUAUCAUUGCUACUGCUUUGAGUACAGAAAGAAAGAAAUGCGUCGAAAUAUUUCAUGAUGAGUCAGAAUAAUAUCUGUCCGACCCAAAUCACAUGUAACUGGAAUAUCAGUCCAGAUGGACCAGGCGCAUAUUGUGACAUUUGCCCAGAGCAAUAUAUAUCAUGCUGGUGGUUUUUGUACUAUUUGUAGGUUCGAAGCCUCUACGGGUUUGAAUUUUCUGCAUUCAUGAAAUAGCGCGAUGAUUGAUCUAAACCUUUUGAUUAAGAUUAGAUGGUUCAUGGUUCAUAUUUUGACUUUGUAUAGUUGGAACAUGAUUAUCUGAUCUUGAUUUGACUGUAUUAUGCAACCGUGUCAAAUGUGUGAUUUCGCAACGGUAGAGAAUCCAUAUCUCACCACCAUGUUUUCUUUUUCUGUUUGCUGAGCUGAUGAGAAGCUUUGUAAUAUAUUCCCCUGCCAUUAAUUUCAA
Messenger RNA from Medicago truncatula (barrel medic), 1726 nucleotides. RefSeq names its product protein FAR1-RELATED SEQUENCE 7. The coding region runs from base 244 to 1017 and encodes 257 amino acids. NCBI's taxonomy places the organism in Eukaryota, Viridiplantae, Streptophyta, Magnoliopsida, Fabales, Fabaceae. The record is from RefSeq and is a predicted model, not a curated record. The transcript is spliced from 4 exons.